Messenger RNA from Prunus avium (sweet cherry), 1305 nucleotides. It is a transcript of the gene CTF7, whose product is annotated as protein CTF7. Gene Ontology annotation, molecular function: protein-lysine-acetyltransferase activity. Gene Ontology annotation, biological process: mitotic sister chromatid cohesion. Gene Ontology annotation, cellular component: chromatin; nucleus. The record is from RefSeq and is a predicted model, not a curated record. NCBI's taxonomy places the organism in Eukaryota, Viridiplantae, Streptophyta, Magnoliopsida, Rosales, Rosaceae.
GAAAUAUCUAGGGUUCAUCGUCAACGGACAGGCCCGAGAAGGCUAGAAUAAUUAGGCGGGAAAAUUAAAUUCAUUCUGGAGUCUACCAAAUUUCUGGGCGCCAAAAUCAAAGUAAAUGAUGAUUGAGGCGUAAUGCAAUCAGAUCGAACCCCAAAUCAAAUUCCACGCAAUUCAUGCAAUGCAAUCGAAGAUCAGUGCCUUCUUCAAACCCUCUCCUUCUUUUUCAAUAAAAGUAGCAGACGCACCUCCGACUUUGAGCGACGGAGACGACAACGAAUUGGCCAUCUGGGAAAAGACGCAGCACCAAUAUUGUAACACCUACAAGCGAAGAGAUCGAAACCUUCAAAGGGGUGAAAGUGACAAAGUUUCAGUUAACCAGUUGGCGGAGAGACCCAUUUUAGAUAAUAAUUCUGGGAAGCCAAAAUCAUCCACAUUGGGAAGAACAGUGGUGAAGAACAAGAAGAGAAGUUAUGCUCAGUUUUAUUUAGAGUUUGGUCAGUCUGAUUUUAAUCUGCACAUAUGUUCCACCUGUGGGGUCAAGUAUACCGCUGGAGAAGAAGAGGAUGAGAAGGCUCACAAGGCAUUUCACAAGGACUAUACCCGUGGAAUUCAAUUCAAGGGAUGGUGCAAUGAAAGGGUUGUACAUACGCCUUCGGCUGAAGGAGGUCGGAUUGUUUUGGUGUUAGAUUGUGACCCUCCUGCUCAGAGAAACAAGGUUGGGGAAGUUGUGAAGAUGAUGGAGAGUGAACUUGGAAGUGGAUGGAUUAUGCACAAGUUGUGUAAGGUGUAUCUGUUCAUUUUGUCCCAAAGGAUUGUUGGGUGUCUAGUUGCAGAGCCAAUAAAAGAAGCACACAAAGUCCUCUCAUGUGCAGUUAAUGGAAGUUCUGAUGGUACUACUACAAAUGAACCAAAACUAACCACUCUCCAAUUUGGGGAUAUCAGAUUUCAAAGGGAAGUCAUGAGAAAAGCCCCUUCUGUUCCUGAAGCUUUGAACGAGAAUCUCAACGGUGCUAUAUUUUGUGAAGAGGAAGCAGUGCCUGCUGUCUGCGGCAUCAGAGCCAUUUGGGUCACUCAAGCUAACAGAAGAAAACACAUAGCCACCCAGUUACUGGAUGCCCUGAGGAAAAGUUUCUGCAUGGGAUUUGUCCUUGAACACUCUCAAUUGGCAUUCUCUCAACCAACAUCAGCUGGAAAGGCUUUGGCAUCCAGUUAUAUUGGUGGUGGAUAUUUUUUGGUGUACAAAACCAACAAUCUUAAAGGUCCAGAUUCUAUUUAAAUGAAUCUUCAUUACAAUUUACAUGCUCG